UUCCUCCGCGCUGCUUGGUGGGAAAGCAAAACCUUUUGUCGGUCUCGGACGAGUGGCGGCCGGCGGCUUGGGGAGAGCCCGAGCCGGAGCCGGAGCUCCCCCCCAGCCCGCAGGGACAUCCCGGGCUGCCCACCGCCGCCAUGCCUACGGCGGGGGAGCCGCCGAGCGCGGCCGCCGAUGUCCUGGAGGCCGACGAGCUGCAGUAUCUGCGGCAGGUCCGGCACAUCCUGCAGCACGGCCACCGAAAGGACGAUCGCACCGGCACCGGCACCAUCUCCGUCUUCGGCAUGCAGGCGCGCUACAGCCUCAGAGAUCAGUUUCCACUGCUAACAACCAAGAGAGUGUUCUGGAAAGGCGUGUUGGAGGAGCUGCUGUGGUUUAUCAAGGGUUCAACAAAUGCCAAAGAGCUCUCUGCAAAGGGUGUGAAGAUUUGGGAUGCCAAUGGAUCACGUGAAUUCCUGGAUAAGCAGGGGUUUUGCACCAGAGAGGAGGGGGAUUUGGGACCAGUUUAUGGUUUCCAGUGGAGGCACUUUGGCGCAGAAUACAAAGAUAUGCACACAGAUUAUUCCAACCAAGGAGUUGAUCAGCUGAAAAAUGUGAUUGAUACGAUCAAAACCAAUCCAGAUGACAGAAGAAUCAUUAUGUGUGCUUGGAAUCCCAAAGAUAUUUCUCUGAUGGCUUUGCCACCUUGCCAUGCCCUUUGCCAGUUCUAUGUUCUAAAUGGAGAAUUGUCUUGCCAACUCUAUCAGAGGUCUGGAGAUAUGGGGCUAGGAGUGCCUUUCAAUAUUGCCAGCUAUUCGCUGCUCACAUACAUGAUUGCCCAUGUCACAGGGCUGAAGCCUGGAGAGUUCAUACACACAUUAGGAGAUGCUCACAUAUAUCUGAAUCAUGUGGAACCUCUAAAAAUUCAACUUCAAAGGGAGCCAAGACCUUUCCCCAAACUCAAAUUUCUUCGUAAGGUUGACGACAUCUGUGACUUUAAGGCAGAAGACUUUGAGAUUGAAGAUUAUAAUCCUCAUCCACCUAUUAAAAUGGAGAUGGCUGUUUAAUGUUAUGGAACACUUCUAUUAACAUGGAAAUUUACCUAAGCUACUUAGCUUUCUCUGUGCUUACAGUAACAUUUUUUUUUAUAUACUUCAAAAGGUAUAUGCUAUAUUAUUGAAAAAUGGGCGAUAAUAGGUCAAUGUUAUCUUCAGUACUGAGUUGUCAUAACAAAACAAAUUUCUAGGCAUGGAAAGCGCUGCUGUUUUUUUCCAUCUGUUACAAAGCAGAGUAGAAUUCUUAGCUUCUGUGAGUUGGAAGAGUUUGGAUUAUUCCUGCUGUGUAAGCAAUGCAUGUGCUAUGCAGAGGUUACCCCAGCUUUAGGUUGCUUGUGAGAUGGUUUUCUACACAUCAUUGCAGUUAACAGUGGCCAUUUCAGUUACCAUUCAUCUACUAUUUCCGAGUCAUACUUGCUUAGGUGAUUCAUUUAGUACUGAAAAUAAGAACUUCUAUGUGUGAUAGAGGAUUUCUUCAAGUUCAUAGAAGCCUUUAAAAUACAUAUGUUUAAUAAAGCUUUUUUUAAAAAAAGUC
This is a messenger RNA of Oxyura jamaicensis (ruddy duck), 1572 nucleotides long. It is a transcript of the gene TYMS, whose product is annotated as thymidylate synthetase. Gene Ontology annotation, molecular function: thymidylate synthase activity. NCBI's taxonomy places the organism in Eukaryota, Metazoa, Chordata, Aves, Anseriformes, Anatidae. Gene Ontology annotation, biological process: dTMP biosynthetic process. The transcript has 7 exons. The coding region runs from base 141 to 1049 and encodes 302 amino acids. The record is from RefSeq and is a predicted model, not a curated record. Gene Ontology annotation, cellular component: mitochondrion; cytosol.